AUGGCAAAGAUUGGCAAUAAAAAUAAAAGACUUUUAUCUGAAGCAAGAACUAUGAAAGUCGAACCGCCACCGGGUUGUAGUGCUGGACCUAAAAAUGAUAAUGAACUUGAUAAAUGGAUUGCUUGCAUUAUGGGCCCUCCAGGUUCUGCUUAUGAAGGAGGGGUGUUUAAAUUAGAUAUAACUUUUCCUCCUGACUAUCCAUUUAAGCCUCCUAAGAUUUUCUUUAACACUAAAAUAUAUCAUUGUAACAUUUAUAAUAGGGAAAUUUGUUUAGACAUUUUAAAAAAUGAGUGGAGUCCUGCUCUUACUAUCGAUAAAGUGCUUCUUAGUCUUAUUGCUUUACUACAGGAUCCCAAUCCCGAUGAUCCACUUUUUAAGGAAGCUGCUGAUUUAUACAAAACUAACAGACAAGAAUUUAAUAGAAAAGCUCGUGAAUGGACAAAACUUUAUGCAGAAUGUCAAUAA
Molecule: messenger RNA, 465 nt
Organism: Vairimorpha ceranae
Lineage: Eukaryota; Fungi; Microsporidia; Nosematidae
Product: ubiquitin-conjugating enzyme e2 e2
Exons: 1
Coding region: 1-465 (154 amino acids)
Source: RefSeq, a predicted model, not a curated record